UAAGAGUGGUAUCUUCAAGAUGGCAGCCCCCAUGACUCUCAGAAUCUCUCCUGCAAUCACCAUGUAUAUUUUACAAUUUUGUCUUUUGAUUGCAUCUUUUGUUUCAAUAUGCAAUGGAAAUCGGAAGGUUGCUGAACCCAAGCUCCCCAUCCAUGAUCCAGAAGGGUUAUCAACUUACGUUCUUGUGAUCGAGCAUUCUUUUGAUCAAGGAAUGUCACCCAAGUUUGGGAGCAGAGGAACAUUAAGCUUCAAAUCUAACAGAGAGAGUCAAGGAAUGUUUGUACAGACAGCUGCACUGACUGCUGGAGAAAAAAGGAAAUUAAAGGAUUUAGCCAAACACGAUGGCAUCUAUAGGAUACGAGUGCCAACCAGUCUUGAGGCAAACCCUGAUGAUAGCUCACUACAGUUCGUCUCUACUUUCACAAGAGCGUGUGCACUUUUACAGUCUCGAUUAUCAGACAACAUCACCGUCAGCGUUGACCAAUCAGGAAAUGUUCUCGGGGUAUCACUAGUGCCAAUGUACGGGUCAUGUGACCGGGACUCCUCAAGCGAAUCAUUAUCAUCCUUAGAUUACUUCAAUACAAGUGUGUCGCUUUCAGUCACGACAGCUGGUCCAAGCCCUGAUACACAAGCAUAUGUGAGGAAAUUAGAAGAUGAACGAAUGAUGAAGGAGAAAGGAAAAGGACCAGAUAAUAGAUCGUUCUUGGCAAAAUAUUGGAUGUACAUUGUUCCGGUGGUUCUAUUUGUCUUGGUAUCAAGCGGAGGAGAACAGCAACAGAGAGGAUAAGGCAAGAUUAGCCUAAGAUUAGGAUUAAGAUUAGCCUGGGAUUUAUGCCAUUUGGUGCUAGGCAUCAUGCCUUGGCCUGAACAUGGGAAGUUACAUGUACGCCUUGCGCACACUACACGUUCUGAUAAGAUGCAAAUUUUAAACAAAUCGCAUUUCACAUUAACUGCAAAAAGUGCAGAGAGGUAAUAUUUAAAUGAAGUUUGGCAUAUUGCUAAGAAUACUAAAAUCAAGAUUCCACUUUGCUGCAAGACUUGUGGUCAGAAUAAAGUCCAAAUUGACUUCUAGGUCAUUAUGAUUUGGACUUGAAUUUGCACUUUUAUAAUAAUUAUAAUAGUUACAUUUACAGUGCUUAAUACUUUAAGUUUCUAAGAGUAAUAAAGUGUAAUUAUUCCUUCUGGGAUGCUUGAAAAGACUAGAAUUUCUUAUUUCAUUAUUCAUAGCAUUAUUUGGUCAAUAUUUACCGGUUCAAAUGUUUAUAUUGAAUACUACUACAAUUUUUGUUGAAAAUUGGAUCGCAACGAAUUGUGUAGUGUGCACCGGGCUCUAAUGUAAACCAUGAUCUGAUAUUAAGUUUCCACACUGCAAUCUACCAACUUGAUCAGUUAAACCUGUUUUAGACAUGGGUUCCACAACACAUAGCUUAGCAGUUAAUCAUACUAUUGAAUUUUAUGAGUGAUUAUGCAAUAUGGUCAUUGUGAUCAAUCAUAAAUUGUUCUAUGAUCAUUGCUAAGCUUUGUGUCAAUGACCCCUGUUGACCCCACUCUGCAUGGUCAUGGGGUCAGUAUGUCUUGUUGUUGUUGAUGAUGAUGAUGAUGAUGGUGAUGAUGAUACAUGUAAUGAUAAUGGUGAUGAUGAUGAUGAUGAUAAUGAUUGUAAUUAAAUAUUUGAGGCAUUGUUUAGUGUGUGGACACUUUGAAGUCCUUGAAUGAGCUUGGUGUCCACUUUUGUAUGACUAUGACAGGGAAAGGCAUUUCUUCCCCGAGAUAUUACAGGAGCCUAAAAGAGAUGGUUGUCUUGUCCCCCGCUCCACUAAAUUGAAAAAAAAUCUCCCGAAAUUCCCUCCUAUGGUAAAAAUUACAGUGCUAAUAUUGGUGUUUUAAGAAUGGUCUAGUUGCAUGCAAAAUUAUUUCAACCCCCUUUUAUUCUACAAUAAAAUAUAAUUUUUGUGUAAUAUUUGCAGUUUUGGAUGGACUAUGAAUCAGUUAGUUUUCACCAGUAUUCAAUUGUAAUGUAUGAACUUCUAAGUCACUGGAGUCACUUAGUAAUAUAUUCAUUUUCACAAAUAUUGUCAAAAUAUGAGGGGCAACGGGAGUUAAUAAAUGUGCUUGCAU
This is a messenger RNA of Lytechinus variegatus (green sea urchin), 2118 nucleotides long. Its product is annotated as ER membrane protein complex subunit 10-like. Lineage: Eukaryota; Metazoa; Echinodermata; Echinoidea; Temnopleuroida; Toxopneustidae. The coding region runs from base 20 to 787 and encodes 255 amino acids. Gene Ontology annotation, cellular component: EMC complex. The transcript is spliced from 7 exons. The record is from RefSeq and is a predicted model, not a curated record.